Molecule: messenger RNA, 396 nt
Organism: Salvia splendens (bonfire salvia)
Lineage: Eukaryota; Viridiplantae; Streptophyta; Magnoliopsida; Lamiales; Lamiaceae
Product: putative disease resistance RPP13-like protein 3
Exons: 1
Coding region: 1-396 (131 amino acids)
Biological process (GO): defense response to other organism
Molecular function (GO): ADP binding
Source: RefSeq, a predicted model, not a curated record
AUGGAUGUGGCUACUUAUGUUUCAUGGAACAUUCAUAUGAUACGUUUCUUGGAUGAUGAACAAAGUUGGCGUUUGUUCCACCACAAGGUUUUCGGAGAUCAAGAUUGUCCGAACGAGCUUCGUAGUGUUGGGGAGAAAAUAGUAAAAGGAUGUGGAGGACUGCCCCUCUCAAUUGUUACUGUGGCAGGGCUUUUAUCCAGAAUUCCUAGAACUCCCAAGUGGUGGCAGCAAAUUGAGGGAAAUUAUGGGCAGUUGGGAUCAAUAUUAUCUAUGAGUUACAACCACUUGCCUCCACACUUGAGGAAGUGUUUCUUUUGUAUGGCAGCCUUCCCUCAAGAUUAUGAGAUCUGUGCCACUGAACUCAUCAAACUUUGGGUUGCUGAGGGCUUUUUGUAA